UAUGCAAUCGAAAAGGAAACAAAUGAAGAUGGAGUUGGUGUCGUGUGAGAGACGAUUACAAAAACUUAUUAAUAAGACGACAUUUAAACAUGCUACCAACUAUAGCGAAAACCUGAACGCGGUGACACUGGAAAACAAAAUAAUCAAAUUUGAUAAACUUAUAUACAUCGGAUUUGCAGUAUUGGAUAUAUCGAAAACAAUGAUGUAUGAUUAUCACUACAACGUAAUGCAGAAGCACUAUGGUGAUAAUAUCAAACUUAUGUAUACUGAUACUGAUUCAUUGGUAUACCUUAUUCAAACCGAAGAUUUUUACAAAGACUUGAUUGAGAAUUCCAACUUGAUGGAUAGGUUAGACACGGCGGACUUGCCUCCUAUCCAUCCGUGUUACACUACAGCUAGGAAGAAGGUGCCCGGGUUUUUCUCGGAUGAAUUAAAAGGACAUACGAUGACGGAGUUUUGUGCACUACGUGCAAAAUCAUACGCGUAUAACAUAUAUGCAGGAGAAGAUGAUGCGGUAAGAGACAAUACGUUCAAAGUUGGUGGUGAAAAGAUCAAAGCCAAGGGGGUAAAGCAGCAUGUGAUUAAAACCCACAUGACGUUGGAGGACCAUAGGAGGUUUGGUCAAGCUGGAGUGGAAGCGUACCGAGAUAAUGUAUCGAUUAGAUCAUUCAAACACCAGUUGAUGACCAUAAGAACGAAAAAAUUAACGUACAACAGUUACAAUGACAAAAGAGUGGUAUUGGACGAUAAAAUUCAUUUUAAUUCAAAUUUAUUCAAUUGUUAUUGA
Molecule: messenger RNA, 787 nt
Organism: Rhopalosiphum padi (bird cherry-oat aphid)
Lineage: Eukaryota; Metazoa; Arthropoda; Insecta; Hemiptera; Aphididae
Source: RefSeq, a predicted model, not a curated record